AGUUGACUUUGGAAGACUUGGCGCAAGUGCUGUGUUGAACUAAUGAAAGUAGUAGUACACAAGUGUUGUGUUGAAUUAAUGAAAGUAGUAGUACACAAGUGUUGUGUUGAACUAAUGAAAGUAGUAGUACACAAGAGUGUUGUAAUUAUAUUCCAACUCUACGUUCUUCUUGGUCAUUGCGUCCCCCCAAUGUAUUUAUUUAUUUAUUUGUAAUAUAGCGUUAACAAAACGUCUGUAUUUUUAUAAUAUAGCGUUAUAUUUGUAAUAAUAUAGCGUUAACAAAACGUCUGUAUUAAUCAUGACCCCGGAAGUAAAUGGGGGGAAGAAAUUCAGCGUGACAACAUCCACCUCGGUCCACACUUCAUUACAGUAGAUGGCGCUAUUGUGCACCACAAGGCUGCUUGCCAACCGCCAUUACAACAGAAGAAGAAGAAGUUGGUGGAAGCUAGUAUGUAGUAUGACGUCAUUAGUCAUCAAAGGUUGCCGACCGACCGCCCAAACCAACCAAUCAAACCGAAGAAGAAGAAGAAGACAAACCUUCUCCUUGUCGCCUGUUUGAGGCGAUGCGUGGGUGGUGGUGGCGAUGGUGUCGGCGUGCGUGUGGAGGAGGAGGAGGUGUGCGAUGGCAGCAGACGGCGACACAGGCGCUGCUGCUGUACCUGCUGACGUUCUGCGUGCUGCUUCCUGCGUGCUGCCAUCGUCUGCUCUACUCCUACUACUUCCUUAGCUCCGCCUACUUGGACGCCAUGAGCGAGGACGCCCUGCAGGAGAGCUUGCGGCGAGGUCAGGAGGCGCUGAGCUUCUGGCAGAGCUCCCCUCCCGCCUUCACCGACGUGGCCCCCGAGCCCCAGCUGCUGGUUACCGUGGUGACGGCGCCGCGCGCCGAGGGGCGGGACUUCCACUACCUGCUGCAGGUGAUGCGUCGGCUGAGCGAGCUGCUGGGCGGCUGCGGGGAGCGGCGCUGCGCGGAGGUGGUGCUGUGCGACGUGGACGGCGGCGAGGGAAACGAGGACGCCAAACUCCUGCGGGGGAAGUUCCACGUGAUCGGUGGGCGAGAGCGGCGGCGGGAAGACGUGAACACGUUUGAGCGGGAGAAGAGGGACUACGCCUUCUGUCUGCGCCAGGCCUUCCGCUCGCUGCGGCCCAGGAACAUGGUGGUCCUGGAGGACGACGCCCUGCCCCGCCACGACUUCUUUGGCGUGCUGGCAGACCUGCUGAGUCGGCGCUUCGCCGCACACACGCUGUACGUGAAGCUGUACCACCCUGAGAGGCUGCAGCGCUACUGGAACCCUGAGCCAUACCGCAUCCUGGAGUGGUGUGGUCUGGGCCUGCUGGGUGCCUGCCUCAUGCUUCUCACCCUGCCCUCCUGGACCUUCUGCUUCUCACACCUCCUGCUGCUCGCCAUCUACGUCAUGGCCGCCGUGGAGCUGCUGGGCCGCCAUUACCUGCUGGAACUGCGCCGCCUCUCCCCUCAGCUCUACGCCGUCUCCCCCGCCACCGAGUGCUGCACGCCCGCCAUCCUCUACCCCGGCGACGCCUCCCUCAGGGCGGCCCGCUACCUGGACGCCACCUUCUGCAGCCCGGGCAACGCCAAGGACACGCUGCUCUACCACCUGGCCCGCAGUGUGGCGGGGGAGCGCGCUCACAGUGUAGAACCCAACCUGGUCAGCCAUAUUGGAGCCUAUUCCUCCAUCAGGGUCAACCCUGCCAGACCCAAACUGCUCUGACCUGACACAUACUGCUUGCCACGGCAACACGACCUUCACCCUCUGACCAGUGGCGCCUGUGUGUGCGUGUGUGCGUGUGUGCGUGUGUGUGUGUGUGUGUGUGCUUGUGUGUGCGCAUGUGUGUGCGUGUGUGUGUGUGUGUGUGUGCGCUUGUGUGUGCGCAUGUUUGUGCGUGUGUGUGUAUUAACAAAUUCAAAUUUAAAGCACAAGGUGAAUAAAGGUGAGCCAUAAGUAGUUUAUAAAAUUAAUAUGUUUUCAUUUAUUUAUAUGUAUGUAUAUAUACAUAUAGUAAAAAUAUAUUUAUAUUAUAUAUAAUACAUAUAUACUUAUAUAUGAGUGAAAAAUGUAGAGGGGAUCUUGUAUAUAUAUAUAUAUAUAUAUACAUACAUACAUACAUAUAUGUAUGUGUGUGUGUGUGUAUGUAUAUAUAUAUAUAUAUAUAUAUAUAUAUAUAUAUAUAUAUAUAUAUAUAUAUAUAUAUAUAUACAUGUGUGUGUGUAUAUAUAGUAUAUGUGUGUGUGUAUAUAUAUACAUCCCCUUCCAUUUUCUACCGCUUAUUCCCUUUAGAGUCACUGGGGGCGCUGGUGCCUAUCUCAGCUACAAUCGGGCAGAAGGCGGUGUACACCCUGGACAAGUCGCUACAUCAUCACAGGGCCAACACAGAUAGACAGACAACAUUCACACUCACAUACUAGGGAGCAUUUAGUGUUGCCAAUCAACCUAUCCCCAGGUGCAUGUCUUUGGAGGUGGGAGGGGCCUAUCCCCAGGUGCAUGUCUUUGGAGGUGGGAGGAAGCCGGAGUACCCGGAGGGAACCCACGCAAUCAUGGGGAGAACAUGCAAACUCCACACAGAAAUAUCCCGAGCCCGGGAUUGAACCCCAGACUACUCAGAACCUUUGUAUUGUGAGGCAGACGCACUAAACCCUCUGCCAUUGUGAAGCCCCCCCCCCCCCCCCCCCACACACACACACACAUACAUACAUAUAUAUAUAUAUGUAUAUAUAUAUAUAUACACACACACACAUGAGCCUUGCGAUGAGAUGGCGACUUGUCCAGGGUGUACGCCGCCUUCCGCCCGAAUGCAGCCGAGAUAAGCGCCAGCGAUCCUGAAUGGGACAAGCGGUAGAAAAUGGAUGGAUAUAUAUGUAUACAAAUGUACAUAUAUAUUCACAUAUACGUCAAUACAAUGAAGAAAAUAAGUAUUUGAACACCCUGCUAUUUUGCAAGUUCUCCCACUUAGAAAUCCUGGAGGGGUCUGAAAUGUUGCUGGUAGGUGCAUGUCCACUGUAUGAGGGACAACCUGAAAAGAAAAAUCCAUAAAUCACAAUCUAUGAUUUUUUUAACAAUUUAUUUGCGUGAUAAAGCUGAAAAUUAGUAUUUGAACACCUUCAUUAAUAUUUGGUAGAUUAGCCUUUGUUUGCAAGUACAGAGGUCAAAUGUUUCCUGUAGUUCUUCAGCAGGUUUGCACAGACUGCAGGAGGGAUUUUGGUCCACUCCUCCACACAGAUCUUCUCUAGAUCACUCAGCUUUCUGGGCUGUCGCUGAGUAACACAGACUUUCAGCUCCCUCCAAAGAUUUUCAAUUGGAUUUAGUUCUGGAGACUGGCUAGGCCACUCCAGAACCUUGAUAUGGUUCUUAUGAAGCCACUUCUUGGUUUUCCUGGCUGUGUGCUUUGGGUCAUUGUCAUGUUGGAAGAUCCAGCCACGACUCAUCUUCAAUGAUCUGACUGAGGGAAGGAGAUUUUUGGCCAAAAUCUCACAAUACAUGGCUGCAGUCAUCCUCUCCUUAAUACAGUACAGUCGUCAUGUCCCAUGAACAGAAAAACACCCCCAAACCAUGAUGCUACCACCCCCAUGCUUCACAGUAGGGAUGGUGUUCUUGGGAUGGUACGCAUCAUUCUUCUUCCUCCAAACACACAUAGUGGAAAUAUGACAAAAGGUCCAUUUUGGUCUCAUCUGUCCACAAACCUUUCUCCCAUGACUCCUGUGGAUCAUCCAAAUGGUCAUUGGCCAACUUAAGACGGGCCUUAACAUGUGCUGGUUUAAGCAGGGGAACCUUCCGUGCCAUGCAUGAUUUCAAAGCAUGACACAUGUCUUAGUGUAUUACCAACAGUCACCAUGGAAACAGUGGUCCCAGCUCUUGUCAGGUCAUUGACCAAGUCCUGCCGUGUAGUCCUGGGCUGAUUCCUCACCUUCCUUAGCAUCAUUGAGACCCCACCAGGUGAUAUCUUGCAUGGGGCUCCACUCCCAUUGAGAUUGAGCUAAACUGACAGUUGAAGGGUAGAAAACAGAGGCUAAACUGACAGUUGACAGGUAGAAAACAAAGAUGCUAAACUGACAGUUGACAGGUAGAAAACAAAAGAUGCUAAACUGACAGUUGACAGGUAGAAAACAAAAGAUGCUAAACUGACAGUUGACAGGUAGAAAACAAAAGAUGCUAAACUGACAGUUGACAGGUAGAAAACAAAAGAUGCUAAACUGACAGUUGACAGGUAGAAAACAAAGAUGCUAAACUGACAGUUGACAUGUAGAAAACAAAGAUGCUGAACUGACAGUUGACAGGUAGAAAACAAAGAUGCUAAACUGACAGUUGACAGGUAGAAAAUAAAGAUGCUAAAGUGACAGUUGACAGGUAGAAAACAAAUAUGCUAAACUGACAGUUGACAGGUAGAAAACAAAGAUGCUAAACUAAUACUGAGUGGAGGCCGGUGGGAAACAAAGAUGCUAAACUAAUACUGAGUGGAGGCCGGUGGGAAACAAAGAUGCUAAAGUGACAGUUGACAGGUAGAAAACAAAGAUGCUAAACUGACAGUUGACGGGUAGAAAACAAAGAUGCUAAACUGACAGUUGACAGGUAGAAAACAAAGAUUCUGAAGUGACAGUUGACAGGUAGGAAACAAAGAUGCGAAAGUGACGGUUGACAGGUAGAAAACAAAGAUUCUAAAGUGACAGUUGACAGGUAGAAAACAAAGAUGCUAAACUGACAGUUGACAGGUAGAAAACAAAGAUUCUAAAGUGACAGUUGACAGGUGGAAAACAAAGAUGCUUAAGUGACGGUUGACAGGUAGGAAACAAAGAUGCUAAAGUGACAGUUGACAGGUAGAAAACAAAGAUGCUAAACUGACAGUUGACGGGUAGAAAACAAAGAUGCUAAACUGACAGUUGACAGGUAGAAAACAAAGAUUCUGAAGUGACAGUUGACAGGUAGGAAACAAAGAUGCGAAAGUGACGGUUGACAGGUAGAAAACAAAGAUUCUAAAGUGACAGUUGACAGGUAGAAAACAAAGAUGCGAAAGUGACGGUUGACAGGUAGAAAACAAAGAUUCUAAACUGACAGUUGACAGGUAGAAAACAAAGAUGCUAAACUGACAGUUGACAGAUAGAAAACAAAGAUUCUAAAGUGACAGUUGACAGGUGGAAAACAAAGAUGCUUAAGUGACGGUUGACAGGUAGGAAACAAAGAUGCUAAAGUGACAGUUGACAGGUAGAAAACAAAGAUGCUAAACUGACAGUUGACAGAUAGAAAACAAAGAUUCUAAAGUGACAGUUGACAGGUGGAAAACAAAGAUGCUUAAGUGACAGUUUAGCUUCUUCCAUUUUCUAAUGAUUGCUCCAACAGUGGACCUUUUUUCACCAAGCUGCUUGGCAAUUUCUCCGUAGCCCUUUCCAUCCUUCUGGAGUUGUACAAUUUUGUCUCUGGUGUCUUUGGACAGCUCUUUGCUCUUAGCCGUGCUGAAUGUUUGGGUCUUACUGAUUGUAUGGGGUGGACAGGUGUCUUUAUGCAACUAACCACCUCACACAGGUGCAUCUGAUUCAGGAUAAUACAGUGGAGUGGGGGAGGACUUUUAAAGGCGGACUAACAGGUCUUUGAGGGUCAGGAUUCUAGCUGAUAGACCGGUGUUCAAAUACUUAUUUUCAGCUGUAUCACACAAAUGAUUUUUUUUUUUUAAA
Messenger RNA from Nerophis ophidion (straightnose pipefish), 5677 nucleotides. It is a transcript of the gene pgap4, whose product is annotated as post-GPI attachment to proteins GalNAc transferase 4. Gene Ontology annotation, molecular function: glycosyltransferase activity. The record is from RefSeq and is a predicted model, not a curated record. NCBI's taxonomy places the organism in Eukaryota, Metazoa, Chordata, Actinopteri, Syngnathiformes, Syngnathidae. The transcript is spliced from 3 exons. Gene Ontology annotation, biological process: GPI anchor biosynthetic process. Gene Ontology annotation, cellular component: Golgi membrane. The coding region runs from base 564 to 1727 and encodes 387 amino acids.